This is a messenger RNA of Acanthosepion pharaonis, 669 nucleotides long. Lineage: Eukaryota; Metazoa; Mollusca; Cephalopoda; Sepiida; Sepiidae. The record is from the annotation of a GenBank genome assembly.
AUGUCAGUUAUCCGUGUGGCGCCCGCACAUCUAUUUUCCCCACCCUUUAGAAACAGAAGAAAAAAAAAUAACUCCACCCGAAGUUUUAUGGCUUCUCAUCACCCGACCGGUACCUACUCUCUCUCUCUCUCUCUCUCUCUCUCUCUCUCUCUCUCUUUUCAUUUAUCUCUCUUUCUCGUUCUCCUUUUCUUUCUUUCUCGCUCUCCCUUUCUCUCUCUUCCUUUCUUUCUCUAUCUUUCUUUUUUCUCCCUCUUUCUUUCUCUCUCUCACUCUCUCGCUCUCUUUUUCUUUCUUUCUUUCUUUCUUUCUUUCUUUCUCUUUUUUCUCGCUCUCCCUUUCUUUCUUUCUCUUCCUUUCUCUCUCUCUCUUUCAUUCUUUCUCUUUCUUUUUUCUUUCUUUAUUUCACUUUUUCUUCCUUUGAUCCCACCCUCUUCUUUCUUUUCUCUUUCUUUUACUUUCACACUUUUCUCUUUGACUGAUUCAUUUUUUUUUAAUUCUUUCUACACCUUUUUUUAUAUUUGUUUUCUGUCUUCCUUGAUUGGAUAUUAUUUAUUCUAUCUAUCUAUCUAUCUAUCUAUCUAUCUAUCUAUCUAUCUAUCUAUCUAUCUAUCACUUUCACACUUUUUUUUUUUCAAAUAUCGAUCGAGGUUUCUCUACUCCAUAUUGUAA